Ctenopharyngodon idella (grass carp) is the source of this 4637-nucleotide messenger RNA. It is a transcript of the gene spns2, whose product is annotated as SPNS lysolipid transporter 2, sphingosine-1-phosphate. NCBI's taxonomy places the organism in Eukaryota, Metazoa, Chordata, Actinopteri, Cypriniformes, Xenocyprididae. Gene Ontology annotation, molecular function: transmembrane transporter activity; sphingolipid intramembrane carrier activity. Gene Ontology annotation, cellular component: membrane. The coding region runs from base 220 to 1737 and encodes 505 amino acids. The record is from RefSeq and is a predicted model, not a curated record. The transcript is spliced from 13 exons. Gene Ontology annotation, biological process: transmembrane transport; lipid transport; sphingosine-1-phosphate receptor signaling pathway.
AGAGAAAAGCGCUUCCCGAGCGCUUAGUCCUGUCAGUGUACAGACAUGAACCGAGCUCAGCGAGCAAUAAUCAAAUCAAUGAUUUUUAUUCUUAGUGAUUAACACUUAGUUUUUUAUUUUUCGUUUUCCGCUCAAAGGUGCUACACUUUUCCGUCCUAACCGCCCUGUCUCUGUUCAAAAAUCGUUCAAUCGUUUGCGCUGGAUCUGUCGUGCCAGAAGAUGUGCGUGGAGAGCGAUGGAUGUGAAAUCGAGAGGUGCAGCAGUUCGGAUGAGGUGCACACGCUGUCUGGAAGCAUGAGUCCGGCUCUUAAAUCCAGUCCAGACCUGCAUCCCUGCAGACCUGGGCAAAAAUUCCGUGCCGCAUUACUCCGAUGCCGGACACCGCUCGUUGCCGCCGGGAUUCUGAGUUUUGGAAAUGUGCUCAAUUACAUGGACAGAUACACCGUAGCAGGCGUCCUCCUUGACAUACAGAAACACUUCGACGUUGGUGACAGCGGAGCAGGCUUGUUGCAAACAGUCUUCAUCUGCAGUUUCAUGGUGGCCGCACCCAUUUUCGGUUACCUGGGGGACCGUUUCAACAGAAAGAUCAUUCUGAGCUGUGGAAUUUUCUUCUGGUCCUUUGUGACGCUGCUAAGCUCCUUUAUUACCAAAGAAUAUUAUUGGUUGUUAGUGCUGUCCAGAUGUUUGGUGGGUAUUGGCGAAUCAAGCUACUCAUCCAUCUCUCCAACCAUCAUUGGAGACCUCUUCACAAACAACAAAAGGACCAUGAUGCUCUCUGUCUUUUACCUGGCCAUCCCACUAGGAAGCGGUCUGGGCUACAUUCUGGGAUCCAUUGCUAAAGACGCUGGAGGGCAUUGGUACUGGGCGCUGAGGGUUUCUCCAAUGUUGGGGUUGACUGCUGGGUUCCUCAUCCUCAUCUUUGUCCCUGAGCCGAAGAGAGGGAUUGCCGACCAACUUGCUGGACGUUUACAUGCACGCACUUCCUGGCUCUGUGACAUGAAAGCUCUUGCCAAAAACCGUAGUUAUGUAUUUUCAUCUCUGGCAUCGGCCGCAGUGUCAUUUGCCACGGGGGCGUUUGGGAUCUGGAUCCCGCAGUACCUAGUUAGAGCUCAGGUGGUGCAGAAAACAGCAGUGAGCUGCACCUAUCAACCCUGCAGCAGCAAAGACAGUUUGAUAUUUGGAGCCAUCACCUGCGUGACAGGGCUGUUGGGAGUCGUGAUCGGCGCUGUAACUACACGGCUCUGCCGUCAGAAGACAGAGCGUGCCGACCCGCUGGUGUGUGCGGUCAGCAUGCUGGGCUCUGCUAUCUUCAUCUGCCUCAUUUUUGUUGUGGCCAAGAAGAGCAUUGUGGGAGCAUAUAUCUGCAUUUUCAUCGGAGAGACGCUGCUCUUUUUGAACUGGGCCAUUACAGCGGACAUUUUAAUGUAUGUUGUCAUACCAACCAGAAGAGCCACAGCUGUUGCCUUCCAGGGCUUCACCUCACAUUUACUAGGGGAUGCUGGGAGCCCAUACCUCAUAGGCCUGAUAUCAGACUCACUGCAGGAGAGCUACGCUACGUCAGCGUUAUGGCAGUUCCUGAGUUUGGGAUAUGCCCUCAUGCUCUGCCCCUUUGUCAUCGUCCUGGGGGGGAUGUUCUUCCUCGCCACCGCCCUUUUCUUCCUCGAUGAUCGUGACAAAGCGGAGAAACAUGUUAACCAGCUUUCCCGACAGCCGUCCACAGUUAAGGUUACCAAAUGAGAAGAGGCUGCUGCAAUGAAGAAAAAGUGGAAUGAUGGACAGGUGGAGGGAAAAAAAACAGAAGGAAUAAAACUUGCAGCUAACUCGCUAUACGCACACUCAACAUACUCUCAGAUCACCGCUAUCAUCGUCAUCUCUGCUUUUUCGUACCAUUCUGUGAAGGCCGUUCUGAAUUCGAGUCGCACCUUGCUUGCCCCAGGAAACCUUCAGCUGGCAAGAGGUCAGCCAAUCAGCAGCUGGUGUGCAGCUAUUAAUGAUGUAUAUAAAGAGCCACGUGGGCUCCUGUGGGUGUUUAGAAGAGGGUGCGCUAGCGCACUCAGUGCCAUACUACUGAACACAGCACGGACACACGCUCCCGUCCUGUCACGCUGCCUGUCGAUCUGCACCAAGUGCCAUAACAUCACAUUCCUAAUGGAGACCAGUACAAGUGAUGCUCACAGCCAACAGAGGCUCACCAACACACCAAACCCGCCCCCCAAAAAUCUGUAAAUACAGAACUGAAGGAAUCACUCACGUCACAUCAACUACCCAACGAAAGCUACUCGGUGAGUCCUGCCUUAAGAAAUCUGGCAGAGACACAGGUCUGGUCUCCGGUCACUUUUCUUUUAUAAAGAUUCUUUUCUUUGUUUAUUAUUAAAUGUAUUUUCCGUUCUUUUUCUUAGCACUUACCAUUUUAAUGCAGUGCCAGUGACAUCAUGCAGCCACACAUGACACCUUUGAAAUCGAUUAUUAUCUUUUCUCUUCUUGCUCUGACUGUGUGUUUUUACAACUGAAACUGGAGGGACUUCAUAAACUAUAGCUGAAAGGGACACUGGAUUGUAAAUAUUAUCUUUUCAUAAUGAAGAAACAACAUGUAAAUGCUUUCAUACUGAACUUUACUGAACAGUCUGCCAGGAUAAAUCGCAUAGUAUGCCCAAGAGGGGAGCAGAAAUACUGACAAAAUGUUGAAAAAGUGAACAAAGCCAAGGUUAUCGUCACUUAUCUAGUGUUUUUCAGUGAGGAAUUCCGUCCGCAGUGCCGGGUUACCUGCCCAGACAGGCAAACCUUCAUUUUAACUGCGGAUAAGAUUCACUAGCUCAGUCUUUAAGAAUGAAAGUCUUUGUAUGUUGGCUUACCUUGAUCAUUUGGUUUUACAUAUCCCUUUACUGGAAGAGAAGAGAGAGAAAGGAUGAUAGUGUAUCGCAGCCAAGUUAAUUGCCUACAUUGCAAUCCAUCCAUUUUUAAAAAGGGAGAAAUUUAACUCCGAGGUUAAGCUAACUCUGGAUUGCUUUUUUUUUUUUUUUUUUUUUUUGUGGAUUCUGUGAAUUUUGUGGAAAUUUCUUUAAGUAGAAAUCAGAUGUUUGAAUAUGUUGCAUACACUAAGAAAAGCACUUUGCUUUUCACUGAGUAGUCUUGGAUAUGAAGAAAUACAAUUGGAGGGUAAAACUGCAGAUAAUAUUAGUUUUCGCUGUUAUUGGCCUGUGUGGUUUUGCUUCAGAAUAUAGUUUGUAAUAUAUGCAAUUUAAAAGAAGAUUUCAUCAUUAACAAAAAUGAAAGCUUUGACAGUGGCAAUAAUUUGUAUAUUCUCCUAUUUAGCAAGAUUUUCUCAGUGCACACACACAUACAUACACACCACUGUCACUUUUCUGGAACCUGGUGUUACCAUAUCUGUCUGUGUCUGAAGCCGUUCAAGUGUAAAUCUGUUCUCAAAGAGAAGCUGAUGCUUUCCAAUCUUAAAAAAAGCACCUUGCCUAUAGAUUGAAGGGGGGAAAAAAAGCUAAUCUGUGUUUUGAAGGUCUGACUUAACAUGUCAUGUGAAAUUACCGUCCCUGUUUGCCAGUCAUAUCCUCUUAGCUUUCAUCAUGGAAGGUGAAAAGCCUUUGAAUGUGAUUCUGUCCAAUCCAAUGUGUUUACACAUGCAAAUUUAUCUUAAUGAAGCUUUUUAUAUUAUUGUUAAUAUUCUUUUACAGAUGUCUUUUUCUUUCUUUUUACAAAUAUGAGUUUUAUAUAUAUAUAAACACUAUAAAGAGAAACUAUUAUGCAGCCAUUUUAAUAUAUUGUAAACUGCUUUAAUGCAAUGUAUUUAUUAUUAUGUUUUUGUUUUGUUUAUUUGCUACCCUUGCUGAUAAGAUGGUAAAAGGGAAAAAUAAUGUCAUAGAUAUGAUGUACAGUUUCGUUUUUGUUUAUUUUUCUUUGAAAAUGCCUCCUUAUCACCAUUUGAAGAAUUUCUCAGUUGUUCAUCUCAGAGAACUGUGUUUUCACAGGAGCCAAUUAUUUUACCGGUUCACACAAACACACAGCAUGAUUUAUACUAUACAAAACUACAUGUAUUGUGUACCAACAUGUUUGUUAGACCAAUGAACUGAUAAUUGAUUUAUUUUGCACAAGCAACUGGGUGUGUGAAUAAUGUGUUGAUCAGGGGGUUUCUCUUACUGUCUAAUCCAAUAGUUCUACACUGGCAUUUUGUAAGUGCUAGCUUUGAGGGAUUAUUACCCAUUCACUGCCUGGCUACUAUCUUUUCAAAGUUAUUUUACAUGCUGAUUAUAUGACUAUUGUUUAUUUGUUUGUUGAAAGGCAAUGCUCACGGUGAUCUAGAUCAGAUGAACGACUGGCUUAAUGUUUGUAAGGCCAAGUUCAUUUUAUCAACAAAACCCGAUGCUAAUGAACAGUUUUAUGAGAUCAUUUUAAUUGCUGAAUCGUGAGAAUUGAGUAUUUCAGAUUGCACAUUUUCUUGUCAUACAAGAAUUCUGUAAAAAUUAACCUAUUUCUGAUGUCAAGCAGAAAUGAAAAGGUGAUUUUAUUUUUUAGAGCAAGUGUGAUUAUAAAGAAGAAAAGUAUCUAGGACGUUUACUGUGAUGCUCCCACAGGGAUAUACAACCUAUAUGUAACUGAUCAAAAUAAACUUAUUUAAUCAAAACAGA